Messenger RNA from Umbelopsis ramanniana AG, 2800 nucleotides. RefSeq lists its product as uncharacterized. NCBI's taxonomy places the organism in Eukaryota, Fungi, Mucoromycota, Umbelopsidomycetes, Umbelopsidales, Umbelopsidaceae. The transcript has 13 exons. The record is from RefSeq and is a predicted model, not a curated record. Gene Ontology annotation, molecular function: microtubule binding; ATP binding; microtubule motor activity. Bases 146 to 2683 code for a protein of 845 amino acids. Gene Ontology annotation, biological process: microtubule-based movement.
CCUUUCAAACCAGCCAAAGCUCGUAAUUGAUUGUCCAUUUUCAAUUCCAAGCUUAGUAUUGUAGCCCUUUUCAAUAUACCCCAAACCCCCCUUACUUGCCCGUUGCUAUACCCUCAACCCAGCCCAUCAUCCACGCUGAGUCUCAAUGUCAGGAAACAACAUCAAAGUCGUUUGCCGCUUUAGACCGCAGAAUUCCCUUGAAAUAAGGGAAGGCGGUGUACCCAUCGUUGAGAUCACAGAUGGUGUAGCCGUUCAACUCAAGGGCAGGGAAGCUCAAGACUCGUUUGCCUUUGAUAAGGUCUUUGGCAUGGAAACCGAGCAGCAAGAAAUUUUUGAGUAUUCUAUCAAGUCCAUUGUCGAUGAUGUUGUUGCUGGUUACAAUGGAACUGUCUUUGCCUAUGGCCAGACUGGAUCUGGUAAAACCUUCACCAUGAUGGGAUCCGAUAUCGAUGAUGAGCGAUCAAAGGGUAUCAUUCCUCGUAUUGUCGAGCAAAUAUUCCAGAGUAUUAUGAUGGCACCUGCAAACAUGGAGUUUACUGUUAAAGUAUCAUAUAUGGAAAUCUAUAUGGAGAAAGUUCGUGAUUUGCUCAAUCCCUCUCAAGACAACCUCCCAAUUCAUGAAGAUAAGGCCAAGGGUGUCUACGUCAAGGGACUUUUGGAAGUAUAUGUUGCAUCCACUGAAGAAGUGUUUGAAGUCAUGCGUCGCGGCGGCAAUGCAAGAGUCGUUGCUUAUACCAACAUGAACGCUGAAAGUUCUAGAUCGCAUUCAAUUGUUCAAAUCACCAUCACUCAGAAGAACUUGGACACAGGUGCUGCUAAAUCUGGUAAAUUGUACUUGGUAGAUUUGGCUGGUUCAGAAAAGGUCGGAAAGACAGGUGCUUCGGGACAAACUCUUGAAGAGGCAAAGAAGAUCAAUAAAUCCUUGACUGCUCUGGGUAUGGUUAUCAACAACCUAACGGAUGGAAAAUCAAGCCAUAUUCCUUAUCGCGACAGUAAACUUACGAGAAUUCUGCAAGAAUCACUUGGAGGAAAUUCCAGAACAACUCUUAUCAUCAAUUGCUCGCCUUCGUCGUACAAUGAACAAGAGACCAUCGGGACACUGCGGUUCGGUAUUCGAGCCAAGACAAUCAAGAACAAGGCUAAGGUCAAUGCGGAUUUGUCUCCUGCUGAACUCAAGGCUCUUCUUAAGAAAGUCAAGUCUGAAGCAGUCACCUACCAACAAUAUAUUACUGCCCUUGAAGGUGAGGUCAUCAUCUGGCGCCAAGGUGGCCAGGUACCCGAGUCCAGCUGGGCCACCAUGGAAAAGGCCACCAAAGGCAACUUGCCGCAAGUUGCCUCACCACAGCAAACGACUGCCACCGCUUUUAAACCCCUCGUGGAAGACUCUAGACCUGCCACACCGGCAUUGGUAUUAGAAAAGGAUGAAAGAGAGGAAUUUUUGCGACGAGAAAAUGAGCUUAUGGAUCAGAUUGCCGAAAAGGAAACUGAGCUGGCCAAUGGUGAAAAACUUGUUGAAACAAUCACAGAAGAGCUCACUUUCUUGAAGGAUCAAGAAAAGAACCUCACAGCUGAGAACCAGGCUAUGUCGACGGAACUCAGUGAUGUCAAGCUUCAGCUGCAAAAGAUAGAGUAUGAAAGUAAAGAGAGUGCCAUCAACGUAGAGUCACUCAAGGAAACAAACCAAGAUCUUCAUACUGAGCUUGAGGAAUUGAAGAAGAGCUUGGAAGCGGUUCGAUCUGCCCAGAAAGUGAAUGUUGACGAAGAAAAGAUGAAGCGAAAGGCUGACAAGAUGGCUGAGAUGAUGGCCGGCUUUGAUCCAUCUGGCGAGAUUUCAGAAAAGGAAAAGCAAAUCCGCGAUGCACUGUACAAAUUCGAUUUAGAAAAGUCUAAUGGUCCUAUGACCAUGGAGGACAUUGCUCAACUUCGACAGGAACUCGCCGAAUCUAAAUCCAUGCUGGAAGCACAUGAGAACUUGAUAAAAACUCUCAAUGAAGAUAAAGAAGGUCUGGAAACCAAGCGCAGCGAUCUUGAGACAAGACUGACUACUUUGGAGAUGGAAUAUGAAGAAUUGUUGGAUAAGACCAUUGCCGAAGAAGAGGAAGCAUUCAAUCGCAACACUGAUAUUGCAGAGACCAUUUCGGAGUUGAAGGUCAAGCUCGAACACCAGUAUGCAGCCAAGAAAGAGCUACAACACAAGGAAAUCGAGGAGCUUAAGAAAGAAGUAGAACGAAAGAACGAGGAAUAUCAAAAGCUGAGCUCAGCCAUGUCCGACCUCAAGAGAGCCAAUGAAGAUUUGCAGUCUGCUAUUGCAAGCAAGCCCAGCUCCACCGGAAACAUGAGCGAAAAGGAAAAGGAUUUGGAGAGAAUGAGAAAAUCCAUGGCUCAGCAACUGGCUGACUUUGAAGUCAUGAAGAAGGCCCUGAUGCGAGACCUUCAAAACCGAUGUGAAAAAGUGGUGGAAUUAGAAAUCUCUCUUGAUGAAACAAGAGAGCAAUACAAUAACGCUUUGCGGGCAAGUAACAACAAGGCCCAACAAAAGAAAAUGGCUUUCUUGGAGCGAAAUCUCGAGCAGCUCACUAAUGUACAAAAGCAGUUGGUUGAACAAAACUCUUCGCUCAAGAAGGAGGUGGCCUUGGCCGAGCCAAAACCAAAAGUUCGAAGCUCAGCUUCAAGCGGUUCGUGAGCGACUUGAACAAGCUCGAUCUCAAAAGAGCCAAACAUCCAUGGCAGCCUUGAACUUUGGCCGUAUUGCCAAACCAUUGCGUGGAGGAGGUGCUGUGGCUGACAGGUAAUUUUCCUU